This is a messenger RNA of Exaiptasia diaphana, 2001 nucleotides long. RefSeq lists its product as uncharacterized. The transcript has 5 exons. Lineage: Eukaryota; Metazoa; Cnidaria; Anthozoa; Actiniaria; Aiptasiidae. The record is from RefSeq and is a predicted model, not a curated record. The coding region runs from base 36 to 1766 and encodes 576 amino acids.
GACUACAAUGUUAUUCUACCCGUAUUCUAGAGCCCAUGGUCGUUAUAACGCAGCGGUUGCGCGCAUGCUCAUGCAUAACGGCCCCUUGUUCUGACGGAGCUGUUUCAAUCACCCUUCAUCUGGACGAAGGUCAGAAUCAACCGAAAUUAAAUGGCUGUUUUAUCUCUGCUAAUGAAGAGUUUUUUAAGCUAACUGAUGCUGAUGACAAGUACAGAAAAGUACGCAAGAAAUCGAMGUUUUUUAUAUAUUUUUGUUUUAAAGAACAUCUUGAGGAAGUUAAAGGUGAAAUCAGAGUUCAUUGCUCUUAUAGAAAAGGGAWUGAUAAAUAUUGUGAGACAGAAUCUGACAAUAUAAUAAUUCCACACGACGAUGGAUGUCAUGUAUUUUUGCCAGCCUCUCAGAAAGAACUAAACACCCUUAGAUGUAAGAUGUUUUUAUMUGACAUCAGUAAGAAAAUUCCUUCUCGGUUUCACGCACUCAAAGCUGGAAUACAUAAAGGACUACAAGAGAGGGGUGGCUUAACCGUAUUUGUGGACAUUGAACUAGAACUUAAUGGAGAUUAUAAAUUGUUUGUUAUAAGCGACAAGACCUUUGAGAAGUUGGUAAAUGGACCCCUUUUGAGCUCCAAUGAAGUAGUUGGAUAUUACUUUAAAGAUCAAGGUGAUAACAAAAUGACAGUUUAUCUGCUUKGGCGAGAAGAAACAAAGGAUGUGUGGAAGAAAUCUUAYAUCAACUCGCCUAAUCGCGGAGAGGUAUUAKACGGAACCCAACAAGGACCAUAUGGUAUUAGUCAGGUUGACAGUGCCUAUAGUAUACCCUCAGAUUUUGAAAUAUCACCAUCAAGUCACGAGAAUGGCAAUAGCAAUUACAUUAAGCUAUGCAAUCUACUAGUCGUGGUAGGAACGAAAGUUUUGAAAGAUGUCUUUGAUUCCAUUCACCCACCUGAAAGUCUUCAUGAGGUACUGCAGUCUAGUCUUAUCCAUAACCUACUGAAGAACCUCAAAUCAAAGAGGCUUCUUUACAACCAGCAGUGGAAUAUUCUUUAUCCCACCUCAGGCAGCGUCACGUCGAGCAACUUUGAUAUAACACUGCUUCUUCUCCUCUUGAGACAUGUUUGUAGACUGAAAGCUCCAGUUACAGGAUGGUACAACCAGCCAAAAUCAACAGACUUCAGUCUGCAAGCCGAUCUGGUUAGAAUAAGAWAUUGUCGUAAWGAGCUAGUUCAUAMUCCAUCAGUACAGGCAUUGUCUGAAAGUGAAAUGGAGAAGAAAUUUCUUGAGAUCGAAGCAGCGUUGACAAGACUGRGUKGUAAUAGCUAUCUGCGAGAAAUUCAGAAGCUUAAGUCGCAGGCAAUUGUUUCUGAGARUGAMARCAGUGUUGAAGCUCCAAUGCAAGCCAGGGAAGCCGAAGUAUAUAGAAGAAAUAUACUGGAURCAAWGMAGAGAAUARACAGGAGAUUGGAGCAAAUGGCAACGAGCAGUUCACCAGUACAAAUCAAAAUUAACUGCUCCUWCAAACAAAUAGCAGCUGGAGGAACAGCCUUGAUGAUAUGGACUGCUUUAAGUGCUUCUAUAUUAAAUCACUACAGAGACGAACCUGACAGGAUGAUAGAUCUCUUUCAAAAUAACAUUUUACCUGGUGCUCUCGCAACUGUUGCAAUUGUAUCUGCAUUGCUACAAGGCUCCGUCGAAAUCCUUGUCGAGGUCCAAUCUCUUGCAGCCUUAAAACAGUUAUGGAAACGGUGCGUAAACCUUAAAAUAAUUUGAGUUUGAAGUCUAAAAAAUGGUCGGUCUUUGCAGACAGUGAUGGGUAAACCAGUUCCGUCGAUAAUUUGUUGUAUUGCAGUAUCAAUAUAAAGCUAGAAUUGUAGUUUGACACCUCGAGACAAAAGUUUUUUGAAGAAUUUCAAGUUGUCUGUAUAUCAGGAUUAGAUCAUGGCAAUGAUCGAUUUUCUGUUGUGAUUACCUUGGUGACUAUGUAAUGAAUUUGAUCGAGUUGUAA